This is a messenger RNA of Mustela lutreola (European mink), 3686 nucleotides long. It is a transcript of the gene MOGAT1, whose product is annotated as monoacylglycerol O-acyltransferase 1. The transcript has 6 exons. Gene Ontology annotation, cellular component: endoplasmic reticulum membrane. The coding region runs from base 208 to 1215 and encodes 335 amino acids. Gene Ontology annotation, biological process: triglyceride biosynthetic process; diacylglycerol biosynthetic process. NCBI's taxonomy places the organism in Eukaryota, Metazoa, Chordata, Mammalia, Carnivora, Mustelidae. The record is from RefSeq and is a predicted model, not a curated record. Gene Ontology annotation, molecular function: diacylglycerol O-acyltransferase activity.
AUUGGCAGCCCCCAGCCUCAGCCCUCCCGCCCCACCCCACCCCCGACGAAGUCCGGCCCCCGCCUGCUACCCGGGCGUCGCUGCCGCUUCCCCCUUGCCGCCCCGGGGCAGUCCCGCGCGGGGCCGGAAUCCGGCCGCUCACUCCUCCCAGGCGCCGCGAAUCAACCCGGCGCCCGCAGUCGGCGCAGUCCUGUCCGGGGCCGGAGCAUGAAGGUCGAGUUUGCGCCGCUCAACAUCCCGCUGGCGCGGCGGCUGCAGACCGCCGCGGUGCUGCAGUGGGUCCUGUCCUUCCUGCUGCUCGCACAAGUGUGCAUUGCAGUCAUCGUGAUACUGAUCGUAUACAACUAUUGGUUCCUCUAUGUCCCUUAUAUGACAUGGCUUUACUUUGACUGGAAUACCCCAGAGCAAGGGGGAAGGAGAUCCAAUUGGGUCAGAAGCUGGACCGUUUGGAGAUAUUUUAAGGACUAUUUUCCGAUUCACCUUAUCAAAACCUUCGAUUUGGAUCCAAGUCACAACUAUAUAUUUGGGUUUCACCCCCACGGAGUGCUUGUUGCUGGAGCCUUUGGAAAUUUUUGUACAAAUUAUUCAGACUUCGAGGAGCUGUUUCCUGGCUUCACUGCGUAUCUUCAUGUGCUCCCAUUUUGGUUCCGCUGUCCACUCUUUCGAGACUAUCUGAUGACCAGUGGGUCAGUCUCAGUUUCUAAGAAAAGUGUGUCCCAUGUGCUGAGCAAGGAGGGAGGUGGAAACAUUUCAGUCAUUGUUCUUGGGGGUGCAGAAGAAUCACUGGAUGCCCAUCCUGGAAAAUUCACUCUGUUCAUCCGCCAGCGGAAAGGAUUUGUUAAAAUUGCUUUGACCCAUGGCGCCUCCUUGGUCCCGGUGUUUUCUUUUGGAGAAAAUGAGCUAUUUAAACAAGUUAACAACCCUGAAGGCUCCUGGCUUCGAACUGUGCAGGAGAAACUGCAGAAGAUCAUGGGGUUUGCUUUGCCGCUGUUCCAUGCCAGAGGAAUUUUUCAAUACAAUUUUGGCCUGAUGCCCUAUAGGAAACCUAUCCACACUGUUGUUGGCCGUCCAAUCCCUGUGCCUCAGACCCUGCACCCAAGCCCAGAGCAGAUUGAGGAGUUGCAUCAGACCUAUAUGGAAGAGCUGAGGAAGCUAUUUGAGGCCCACAAAAGGAAAUAUGGCAUCUCGGAGCACGAAACUCUCAUUUUUAGAUAACUACUCUUAGAAGGCAUACAGAGGAGGAGAGAAUAUCCGAUUGGAGGAUACAUCAUUUUAAAUAAGGAUUUUUUUUUUCUUUCACUCUGGAAUCAAGAUUACAACUGAAAAGUAUUAUUUAUGGUGACAAAUGUUAAUGUCUAUCCGUGGGAGAUAAAAAUACAGUGGGUGACUGUAGGAGAAGGAGGCAGAGGACCAUAACCCUUUGGGUGAUCCUCAUUAGGGAACGUGCAAGCAUUUCCCGGGUUAAGAAAAGGUUUAGGAUUAUUCGUGUGCUUAAAAAAAAAUUAAAAAAAUUAGACCCUUUUACCAAAAUCACAAGAAUUUAAGGUGGUGUUUUCAUGAAGUAUCACAGCUCUUGUUUAGCACAGCUGAAACACUUAGGAGACAGUGUGUCAAGUAAUUUUCCAUACCUAGCUAGAGGAGAUCAUUUCUUUCUUUUUUUUUUUUUUUUCCCCUGCUUGAACGGAGAAUUUUUUGGGUGAAUAACAUUACUUUUCAGAGUUAGAUAACUUGAUCCUUUAGGUCCUCUCACCCAACACAUUUUUAUACAAUACUGCAGAAUUUCUGUGCAGGUUUUGAAACAGGAUGAAUCUACCAUCUGGAAACCCAUGUGGAUGAGAGCACGUCUCCUCAUUUCUCUUCAUGCUUAGAAAUGCUCAUGCUUGUCAUUUGCUCAGAAAUUCUGAGCAAAUGUUCAUUUGCUAUAUGUUCAUUUGCUAUAUAGACAAGAAGGUCUUUUGGGAGACAUGCUUUAGAACAUUAAAAUUCCAAAAGGUUUUCAUGAUAUUAGAAAUGGUUUUAAUUUCCUUCCCAAAUGGCCUCUUUGAGUAAGGCCAGCUAUGAAAUAAAGUGUCCUCUCUGGUUGUAAUGUGUCCAGUUAGAGUUGUCUGGUCCACGGGAGUGGGAACCCUGUUCCUCCUGUUCACUGACCUCUCCCUAGUGCCUGGGUCCCGCACAAGAUAAGUGCUUGUUUACUAAAUGUAUUUAUAGAUGAACCCACAAACAUUUUUGCCUUAAGAUGAAGAAUUUUUAAAGCUUUAUUUACAAUAGGACGAACGUAUUAUAGACAAGAGCCUCUUUCAGAAGGGGAGAAUGUGCUGGAUCUGUUUGUCUCAGAAUGGUGAUUGACAAGUCAGUCAGUCAGUCUUGUCAGUUGCCUUAAGGAAGAAGAAUGUCUAGUUUCCAAAUGACCUCCACUGCUGCUUGUUGCUUCUCUCGCUGCUGCACUCUAAGUAUUUGAGGACACCUUCACUGAGUUCUAACUUAAUAGAUCUUCAGGCCUCUGAUUGUUAAAACGUCAAGCCCUGGGCUAGAGCCUAAACUGUGUUCAGCAUCAGACAGACAAAAUCAUGCUGGGUAAUGUCUUGAGGAGGAAAGCAUUUCACAGAGGAAAAAGUGAACCUCCCCCAUGGUUCCAUUUGAGGUGAUUUUGGCCAGCAUCACUCGGGCUUCACGCUCGUUGAGCAAUCCUGGAGUCCACUGACCCGUGGCCUUCAAAUUAGACCAAUUUUAUAAUCAAAGCAGAGAAGAGGACACAACCUGUUUUCAACAGAUGCAGAAAAUUGGAUUGUAAAUCCUUUUUUGGUAUUAUUCAAUACUAGCAAGGCAUAAAGGAGCACCAUUUAUGGAAAAUGACACACCCUAGCUGGUUAGGGGUCAGUCUUCGCAAGGCCAAUUAACCACCACAACUAAAGACUUUCAAGUUAUUUAAAAACCUGUGGGGACUCCUGGGUGGUUCAGUUGGUUAAGCCACUGCCUUCAGCUUGGGUCAUGAUCCCAGGGUCCUGGGAUUGAGUCCUGCAUCGGGCUCCUUGCUCGGCAGGGAGCCUGUUUCUCUCUCCGCCUCUGCCUGCCACUCUGCCUGCUUGUGUGCUUUCUCUCUAACGAACAAAUAAAUAAAUAAAAUCUUAAAAUAAUAAUAAUAAUAAUAAACCCAUGAAUUUGGGCCAGGUAAAUUAAAAAAAAAUUUUUUUUUUAAAAGCAUGAAUUUCUUUCCUUUAGAGAAGUUUGUUAAGUGCUUAUGACCCAUAGUGGCGAUUUCAUGUGCUUUCUUUCAUGAAGGUAUGAUGUUUAAUCUCCUACUUGGUGGUGGAGGCCAAGCUGACCGCCACCCCCAGCAUUAGCUGGAUUAUCGAGGAAGCAGUUAAAGCCCACAUGUAGUGAAACAGAGACACUAAAAAUGAGAAAAGUUUUGCUCUGAUGAAUUUACCUCGAAUUUUGCCAUUUCUAAAACCCAGACAUCAGCAACUUUAAUUUUGGCAUCUGUAAAAAUCUUAUUUUUAGGUACAAAUUAGGGAUUUUUAUCUCUUUUUCUUUCUUUGGGUCUCCAGAGGUCUUAAUCCAGCCAGAAGUCCUUUCAUAAAGUCAAAGCAUAGUAGGAAGUUCCUUUAUAGUCCUAGAGAUUACAGAUGAAGAUUUGGACAUGAAUUUUUGCUAUAGCACAAGUGUGGGUCAUACAUGGUAUGCGC